This is a messenger RNA of Rotaria sp. Silwood2, 1740 nucleotides long. The record is from the annotation of a GenBank genome assembly. Lineage: Eukaryota; Metazoa; Rotifera; Eurotatoria; Philodinida; Philodinidae.
AUGAAUAAAUCCGAGCAAAAAAAACGACAUCGACAAGACAGUAGUUUAAGUUCCGAUGAUGAUCAAAUAGAUUCAACAAAAAUUGAUGUUGAUGGUUAUGAUGAUAAAUAUUUUGGUGAUGCUGCAGAUCGUGUAUGGUUACAAACUUUAUCGGAACGUGAACGUGAAGCAGAAUUAUUAAAAAGACAUGAACAACGUGAAAUAUUAAAACAUCGUGAAGAAAUAAGUAAAAAACUUAAAUCGAAAAUAACAAAUCAUGAUGAUAAUGAUAAUGAUAAUGAAACAAAAACAAAAUCAACUUUAUUUGAUAAUAAUAUAUAUGCAGAUGAUGAUGAUGAUGAUGACUAUUAUUUAUCAGCUAAUAGUCGAAAACAAGUUAAUGCAUCAAAACUAAAAGAAACACAACACAGUAAAUCAUUGCAAGCUUUAAUUGAAGAACGAAAGAAAAAACAAGAUGAAAAAAUAAAAAAAUCUCUUCCAAAACUCGAUGAUCUUUCAUCUAGUGAUGAUGAAACUAAACAAAAAUCAGUCAGACCAAAGCAAACAGAAAAAUUACAGGUAGAUCAAGUUUAUUCAUCAUCAAGUUCCGAUGAAGAAGAUGAUCAUCGUGAAAGAUCUAGAUCACCUAAAGAUAAAAAAAAAGAUUUUCAAAAACAAGAAUCUAAAAACAAAAAACUAACACGUAUAACAACAAAGGCUGAAUUAAAACCAAUGAUUUUAUCUCGUUUUCGAAUGGAAAAAUGGUGUCAUGCACCAUUUUUUGCUAAUGUAGUAAAAGGUGCUUUUGUUAGAAUUAAUAUUGGACAAAAUAAUGGUAAACCGGUUUAUCGCCUUUGUGAAAUUCGUGAUGUUGUUGAAACAGGUAAAAUAUAUAAUCUUGGUCCAACACGUACAAAUAAAGGACUUCGUUUAAAACAUGGACAUAAUGAACGUGUAUUUCGUCUUGAAUUUGUUUCAAAUAGUGAAACAUCCGAUGCAGAAUUUAAGCGUUGGCGUGAAACAUCACUUAAACAGAAUAUUCCUUUACCAACAUUAGAACAAGUUGAAGAUAAAAGAAAAGCAAUUAAUAAAUUUAAACAUUAUGUCUAUAGUAAUAGAGAAAUAACAAAAAUUGUCGAAGAAAAAAAACGCUUUCGAAAAGCACCAAUUAAUUAUGCAAUGACGAAACAAGAAUUAUUUAAAGAAAUAGAAAUAGCAGUGGAUGAAAAUGAUACUAAAACAGAAAAAGAAUUAAGAAAAAAAUUAAAUGAAAUGGAAGAACGUGCUUCUGAAAUCGAUCGAAUACGAACUGCAAAUAAUUCAAUUUUAGCUCAAAUCAAUCGACGAAAUCGAAAAAAAACGCAACAAAAUGUUGAAAAUGCUUUAACUCGUGAAGCUCAAGAACAUCGAAAUAUACAAGCUGAUCCAUUUACACGUCGUCGAUGUGCACCAAUUCUUGUUUCAAAAGCUGCAACAACUAAAGACGAAUUGAUUCGAGAAUUACACUUACGUGAAGCUGAAAAAGAAAAAGCGAAGAAAAAACUUGAAGAAGAACGUUUAUUAGAAGAACAAAUGGCUAAAAAAGCAGCAUUGACAGCAAAUCAAAUGUCACUUAAUAGACAAAUAUCUCGUGAAAUAAAUCUUCCAGCAAUGACAAUCAAUGAACGUGGUUCAUUUACAUCAUUCACUGAUAAUAAUGAUGAAUUGUUUGCAUCACAUAAUUUUGAACUUGAUAUUCAUAUUAAAAUUUUUCCCGAAUAG